This is a messenger RNA of Meloidogyne enterolobii, 1017 nucleotides long. The record is from the annotation of a GenBank genome assembly. NCBI's taxonomy places the organism in Eukaryota, Metazoa, Nematoda, Chromadorea, Rhabditida, Meloidogynidae.
AUGGGGUAUUUUUUUUCAGAUCUAGCUAUUCCUGAUACAAUGUGUUCUCCAGAUGGUCAAGGAUAUGAAUGCCCGCCAACAAUGGAAUGUAUGAAACUUUCUCUACGUGCAAACCAAAUUGGUUUUUAUGGAAUGUUUAAUGAUUUUGCAUCUAGUUUAUUUACUGUUUUAUUUAGCAGCCUCUCAAGAGGCUGGGUUUUGUUUUAUAUGAUACUCUUGAUUACUUUUCCUUAUUAUUUUGGUCUCUUUUAUUUUAUUACUUUAAUAUUCUUUUUGGCUUGGCUAAAUGUUUUUAUUGCUGUUAUAACAGAAACUUUUGCUGAAAUUAGAGUUCAAUUUAGUGAAAUGUGGCAAAGUAGAGAAGUACCUCCCAAUAAUAGAAAUCUAGAUAAUAUUAAUCAAAAUAAAUUAGAAAAAGAUGAAGAAGGAGAUUGGCAUAUUAAAGAAGUUGAUUCUAAAUUAUUAAAUUUUGGGGUAACAGAGAGGGGAACAUUUAGACGUCUAUUACUUGCAUUUAUAUGUUCAACAACCUUUCAAACUUUUAUACUUUUCCUUGUUGUAAUAAAUGCUUUAAUUAAUUCAUCUUUUUCAAUUUUUACUUUAAUUUUUUGUAUUGAAUGUUUAAUUAAAAUAUUUGGACUUGGAUGGAAUGUUUUUUGGCGUAGAGGACAACAUAAAUUUGAGUUAUUACUUUGUUGUGGAAGCAUUUUAAAUAUAAUUCCAAAACUUUAUAAAACAAAUUAUUUUACUUAUUUUCAAGUUUUUCGUCUUUUACGAUUAGUUAAAUUAUCCCCAAUGCUUGAAGAUUUUGUUUAUAAGAUUUUCGGUCCGGGUAAAAAACUUGGAGGGCUUAUUUUAUUUACUUUAACAUUGGUAAUGAUUACCUCAGCAAUUUCUUUACAAUUGUUCUGUUAUGUGUCAGGAUUAGAUAAAUUUAGAACUUUUCCUCAAGCUUUUAUGUCAAUGUUUCAGAUAAUUACACAGGCAAUAACAAAAAAAAAUAAUAAAUGUUUAUAA